CUAUGAAGAAAUACAGUCAGUUUAAGGGUCAGUGACCCGGAAGAACAAACUCGAGAAACAUGGCGACCCGCUGCAAGCUGCCCUUGUUGUUCCCCAAAAGCUUGCUUAGGAACCAGCGGUUUGUCCACACCGAGGCUGCCGUCACGACGCCUGCGUAUCCGCCUGUAGUCGCUUCUCUUACCGCUAAGAGUAAAUCCGCCCGGCUGCGGCAGAUCGAUGAGCGGGUUCAGAAGAUACGCGCCUCUCCGGUGGAGGAAAAACUGUCGCUCAUCACCCGCAUCCAGCGGAGGAAAUUUGUGGUCUAUCCGCAGACUUUCGCUCGGAACGCGGAUCGAUGGUACCAGCACUUCACCAAGACGGCGUACAUCCCAGGUUUACCGGAGAAGUUCACUCUGGGCACCGCAGAGGGGAGCUCUCCCUCGCCCGCGGAUCAAACAGAGAUCCCGGGCAUUGACGGUGAUGCGUUUGCGGAGAUCCGCGCCCUGGUCACCCGUGUGAUCCUGCAGCACCACUGGCACAUGAACAAGAAGCGCCAACCUGGCGUUUACAAACACCAGGAGCAAGUGAUGGCUCCUUUUCUCAAAAACCUGGUGACUGAACUAACCUACAGUUUAGCAAAACACAACCCGCUGCUCCUGUCCUCCAGUCUCGAUUUCAGUCCACAGGUGAACUUUUACUGGCGGAGAGGGCAGAGAAUUAUCCCCAAGGGCCACCGCAAGGGCCGGCUAGAGCCCCUCCGGUUUCAGAUUGACGACAACCCUAACAGCCAGAUCAGGAUAACUCAGCAACUGCCACAGUUUAAUCCAAUGGAGGCGUCUUACACGGCUGACGUUCCCGUGGUUCUUCAGGCUCCAAACCUGAUGCCCCUCUUCAGGAGACAGUACGACAACAACAUCUUCACAGGUGCAAAGCUGCCUGACCCAGCAUGCUACGGUCACACUCAGUUCCAUUUGGUACCCGACCGGUACCACAGAGACCGGAUGAUGAAGCAGCAGCAGUCUGAACAGGUGGAGAUCUUCCUGAGAGCCAACGCCAUUGCCAGCCUUUUCUCCUGGACUGGAGCUCAGGCCGCGUACCAGGGUUUCUGGAACCACGAGGACGUUUGCAGGCCCUUUGUGUCGCAGGCUGUGAUCACAGACGGUCACUUCUUUUCUUUCUUCUGCUACCAGCUGAACACUGUGGCCCUCUCUGUGGAAACGGACGCUAACAACCCCAGGAAGAACCUUCUGUGGGGCAGCCAAAGCCAGCGGCUCUUCCAGACCGUGGAGGACGGAGAGGUGCUGGGUCUGGACGACGGCGUCAUCAAGCUUCUGGUUCAGUUCCUCAUGAACCAGCCGUAGAGUCCAGGAACAUCUGUUCUGAAGGUUUUGUUUUUCAGGGCUGUUAAACAUGUAAAAAGUUUAAUGUUGACAUUUAUUCUGAAAAAUAGAAAAUUAUCUAUGGUUGCUGCCCUCUGGUGGCCACAUGAUGUAUUACAUCCAGGAGAAUGGAAAGGAUUUUCAAAAUAAAACAAUUUCCAGACUAUAUUUAUUAAAAAACAAAAAAAA
Messenger RNA from Oryzias melastigma (Indian medaka), 1547 nucleotides. It is a transcript of the gene mrps30, whose product is annotated as mitochondrial ribosomal protein S30. NCBI's taxonomy places the organism in Eukaryota, Metazoa, Chordata, Actinopteri, Beloniformes, Adrianichthyidae. The coding region runs from base 60 to 1340 and encodes 426 amino acids. Gene Ontology annotation, molecular function: structural constituent of ribosome. The record is from RefSeq and is a predicted model, not a curated record. The transcript is spliced from 5 exons. Gene Ontology annotation, biological process: translation. Gene Ontology annotation, cellular component: mitochondrial large ribosomal subunit; ribosome; mitochondrion.